Messenger RNA from Fomitopsis serialis, 1627 nucleotides. RefSeq names its product dynein light intermediate chain. Gene Ontology annotation, molecular function: dynein heavy chain binding. Bases 73 to 1500 code for a protein of 475 amino acids. Lineage: Eukaryota; Fungi; Basidiomycota; Agaricomycetes; Polyporales; Fomitopsidaceae. Gene Ontology annotation, cellular component: cytoplasmic dynein complex; centrosome. The transcript has 6 exons. Gene Ontology annotation, biological process: microtubule-based movement; microtubule cytoskeleton organization. The record is from RefSeq and is a predicted model, not a curated record.
GUACAUCACGCUCCCUGAACCAUUUCCGCUUGUUCUGCGAGGAUAGUUCCUUCGGACAAGGUGCGCAACGAUAUGGACGGUUCGCGUCCAUCUUCUCCAGAUGCGCCUAUCCAAGACCUAUGGUCGUCGAUCCUCGAUUCGGUCUCGCAGUCGCGUUCACUCCCAACGAAACAGGUAUUAGUGCUCGGACAACCUUCCACCGGAAAGUCCACCUUGGUUUCUGCUCUGCUUAAGAAGCCACCUGUGGAUGCAGAUAAAGGAGACCACCGUUCGGACUUGCAAUGGGCCAAAGGAGAUGGUGCACGAGAGCUUGAGAUAGUGCGUGAGGAGAACCAUGAACGAUUACAGGCAUAUUUGCAGCACUACACGGAGCCCUCUGCAGACACAAUACCUGCGACGUCAAGCAUGUCCGGAACCGUGCUGCCACUAGGGCCUGGCACAUUAACACAUAACUCGGCGGGUGUGCCGAUUAUUGUAGCGUGCACAAAGGCCGACCUCAUCGACGAGAAUAACGAUGUGCUCGGGCCUGGAACCUCAGGGAUGGGUGGUAUGGUGAAGGGAAAGGGUGGAGAGUGGGAGGAGCGGACAGACAGCAUCAUGCAGGUUUUGCGGACGAUCUGCCUGAAAUAUGGGGCGGGCUUGUUCUAUACAACACCCCUCCCAGACACGCUACAGGUCUUGCGCCAGUAUGCCCUUCAUCUUCUCUUCAUGCCUCCAGCGCCGUCACCCACGAUGGCAGGCUCUGAAGCCCCAGCACCCGUCCGGAAUCCUUUCCCCUUCCCACACAAACCGAACCCCCUCGACCGAGACCGUAUCGUCGUUCCUGCAGGAUGGGACAGUUGGGGGAAGAUCGGCGUACUCAGAGACGGUUUCGAUGCGAAGACCUGGGGAGAAGCUUGGGAACGUGAUCUCGAUCGCGAUGAGGGUGAGACUGAGCCGGGAGCGAAGAAGACGUAUGCUACCCUUGUGCCCGAUCAGGGUGCCAAGCCUCCGCCGCUACCUCCUUUCAACAACCCUACACCGGAGCAGGCAUUCUUGGCGAAGAACUACGAUGAGAAUUCGAAGAAGCCAGAUCGGGAUCCUCGAGGAGCGUUCCGGAACCCCACCGACAAUGUCGCUGCAGGUAUUGUUGGCCCCAUGGGCAGCAGCAGCUUCAAUUUGCCGAACGUCGAGCGUGCUCUUACAGAGAUGGAGGGCGUAGCAGGUGGCGGAUCGAGCUCUCUUGGCACGAACACGGGUCCGGACGCUGGUCGGAAACUCUCGAGUCGAACGUCCGGUCGGCCUCCGCCAUCGACACUUGCCGUACCUCUUUCCGCUUCAAACUCUCGGUCAACCGCACCCCCAACAGGUGGUCAGACGCAGCACGAGGUUCUGCAGAACUUCUUCCAGAGCUUGUUGUCCAAUAAGGACAGGGCGUCUGGUGCCGCGGUUACGGGUCGGACGACUUCGCCCAACUCCAAGACAAACGGCAAUGCCAGCGGGACGGACGAAGGAACUUAAAGGCAGUGAAGUAUGUUCUGUGCUCUCUCUUGGUUGGGAUAAUACGAUACCAUUCUAUGCAUUAUUGGAAACACCUUCUCACUGGUGGAUGUGCGGUGCUCAGGUGCGUUCUACAGGACCUUCCUAA